AUGUCAAGCCAUCAUAAAAUUACAGGCUACUCUCAAAUCAAUAAGGAAUACUUUGAUUUUACUUGGGUAAUAAGGGAAUUUUUACUAAUUCUCGCAAACGAACCGGCAAGCCUGUGUUCGCCAAUAUUCCAAGUCGGUAGUGAUGAUGCAAGUUUACAAUUACGAUUCAAAAAAAUCAAAAAAUUGGCUGUUGAGCAAUUUGUUUGUCUAUAUAUAGAUCUGGAUGGCAUUGAUAAAACAUUUUCUUACGAAAUAUCAGUUAUCAAAGAUGACAAAAUUAUUUAUACCCUAGUUGAUUUUUUCGAUGAUGAGCUGAUAGGAAUACGAACAAAACAAGUUUUUCAAAUGAAUCGUAAUGAUAUAAGCCAAUUUAUUUCAUCCACGGGUACUGUAAUCAUUCGCUGUGAGCUAAAAUUGGCAACGGGAAGUACGGAACACCUUCUAGACAAUGAAUCCCGCGAUGCGAACGAGGUGCCAAAGCUAAAAUUCGAUUGGAUAUUUCUUAACGAAAAUUUGACCGAUGUCAAGCUACGAACCGCAUCUGGAAAGGAGGUCCCGGCACAUAGACUCAUGCUCGCGGCGGCCAGUCCAGUAUUUAGAGCUAUGUUUACCCAUGACAUGUUGGAAAAUAAAAGCCAAUCAGUUGAUAUGAUCGAUAUUAGUUAUGAUGCUACCGUAGAAAUGCUGCGAUACAUCUACACGGGUGCCGUCGAAACUCAAGAUUGUUCAUUGACUGCUGAAAUUCUGGCCGCCGCUGAAAAGUAUCAGUUAAAAGAAUUGAAAGAUAGGUGCGAGCGCAUAUUAGGCUCCAAUUUAUCUACUGAAAAUGCCAUUGAUGUUUUAAAAGUUGCUGAUAAAUAUAGCAUGAAAAAUUUGAAACGAAAGGCAGUCGAUUUUUUUAAGCAUAAAGUGAACGAAUCUUCGGACUCUGAUAAAGUAGGUACUAUGAUCAUCAGAAUGGCAGACUUUCUUUCGAAGUAA
This is a messenger RNA of Trichogramma pretiosum, 981 nucleotides long. RefSeq names its product speckle-type POZ protein B-like. The transcript has a single exon. Gene Ontology annotation, molecular function: ubiquitin protein ligase binding. The record is from RefSeq and is a predicted model, not a curated record. NCBI's taxonomy places the organism in Eukaryota, Metazoa, Arthropoda, Insecta, Hymenoptera, Trichogrammatidae. Bases 1 to 981 code for a protein of 326 amino acids. Gene Ontology annotation, biological process: proteasome-mediated ubiquitin-dependent protein catabolic process; regulation of proteolysis. Gene Ontology annotation, cellular component: cytoplasm.